This is a messenger RNA of Arachis ipaensis, 2472 nucleotides long. The record is from RefSeq and is a predicted model, not a curated record. NCBI's taxonomy places the organism in Eukaryota, Viridiplantae, Streptophyta, Magnoliopsida, Fabales, Fabaceae.
UAUGCAAACUAGUUUUUGCGCAAAGAAAAGUAAAAAGCUUUCUAAUUGCCAAACCCAAACCCAAACCCAUUCUUCCUUUCUCUUUCUCUUACCUCUCCUUUCUGCAUUCAUUCAAAAGCCUCUUUUGACCACCACGACGACCACCACCACCGCCACCACCCAUUAUCCAUGCAUCAAUGAAGGUUAACACGUUAAAAAUCCAAUCUUUCUUUUGAUCCAACAUACCCAUCACCAUUUCUCCGUCUUCACAAUCAUGGGUAUCUGCUUUUCAUCCACCAAGGUCAGUGGCUCCAACAGCAACAACAACCACCAUGGCAACGGAAACUCGGCGACCACCGUAAACCGGAACCGGAAACGGAAUACAAUUACUCAAUCAACGGUGACCAACCCGGCGGCGGCCACCACCACAGUGGCGAGCGUCCACAACGGUCAGAGGAGGAAGGACGAUGAAAAGAAGAAUAGUCAUCAUCAUCAUCAUUCGCAGAAGCCGAAGGAGAAGCCGAAGACGACGACGUUGACGACGAGAAAGAACGUGCCGUGCGGAAAGCGAACGGAUUUCGGUUACGAGAAGAAUUUCGACAAGAGAUUCACGCUGGGGAAGCUUUUGGGUCAUGGACAAUUCGGUUACACCUAUGUCGGUAUUGAUAAGGCCAAUGGGGAUCGUGUUGCCGUCAAGAGGCUCGAGAAGGCCAAGAUGGUUCUACCCAUAGCUGUUGAGGAUGUUAAGCGAGAGGUCAAGAUAUUGAAAGAACUUACUGGCCAUGAAAACGUGGUCCAAUUCUAUAAUGCUUUUGAGGAUGAUUCAUACGUGUACAUAGUUAUGGAGUUAUGCGAGGGUGGAGAACUGCUAGAUCGGAUACUGGCCAAAUCUCUGUAUUCAGCAUUUUUACCUGUUGAAUUGGACCUUACUUUGAAUUCCUUCGCUUUAAUCAGGAAGGACAGCCGUUACACUGAAAAAGAUGCAGCAGUGAUUGUAAGACAGAUGCUUAAGGUUGCAGCUGAGUGUCAUUUACACGGUUUGGUUCAUCGGGACAUGAAACCAGAGAAUUUUCUUUUCAAGUCUACCAAAGAAGAUUCACCUCUAAAGGCCACAGAUUUUGGGUUGUCCGAUUUCAUAAAACCUGGUAAGAGGUUUCAAGAUAUUGUGGGCAGUGCUUACUAUGUUGCACCAGAAGUGCUAAAAAGAAAGUCGGGCCCUGAAUCAGAUGUAUGGAGUAUUGGUGUGAUUACAUACAUUUUGCUUUGUGGUAGACGCCCAUUUUGGGAUAAGACCGAGGAUGGUAUCUUCAAGGAGGUCUUACGGAACAAGCCUGAUUUCCGCCGCAAACCAUGGCCAUCCAUAAGCAGUGCUGCCAAAGAUUUCGUGAAGAAAUUAUUGGUAAAGGAUCCUCGAGCAAGAUUAACUGCUGCCCAGGCUCUAUCACAUCCAUGGGUUAAAGAAGGAGGAGAGGCAUUGGAGAUGCCUAUUGAUAUAUCUGUCCUAAACAACAUGCGACAAUUUGUGAAGUAUAGUCGAUUGAAACAAUUUGCACUAAGGGCAUUGGCUAGCACACUUGAUGAAGAAGAGAUAUCUGAUCUAAAAGAUCAGUUUGACGCAAUAGAUGUUGACAAAAAUGGUUCCAUUAGCUUAGAAGAGAUGAGACAGGCUCUUGCUAAAGAUCUCCCUUGGAAGUUGAAGGAAUCACGUGUAUUAGAGAUAUUGCAAGCGAUAGAUAGCAACACAGAUGGGUUAGUCGAUUUCACUGAAUUUGUGGCGGCUGCAUUACAUGUACAUCAAUUGGAGGAACACAACUCUGAGAAAUGGCAUCAACGGUCACGAGCUGCCUUUGAGAAAUUCGACAUAGAUAAGGAUGGAUAUAUUACUCCAGAUGAACUUAGAAUGCAUACCGGCUUGAGGGGCUCCAUUGAUCCGUUGCUUGAGGAAGCUGAUAUUGACAAGGAUGGGAAAAUCAGCCUAUCGGAAUUCCGUAGACUUCUCAGAACUGCAAGCAUUAGUUCUCAACAAGUGACCAGCCCCCAUCGGCGCAAGCUGUAGAUUGGAAGUGUUUUAGAAGCUGCAAAUGUUUAAGGGUGUGAGAGUGGUGGAGUUGUUCCAAGAUUUAUCUCUUGUGCAGAUUGUGCUGAAGCCUUUAAGAUAUGUAUGUAACUAUGAAUAUUCUGCACAUUUUGCUCUCACCAUUCUAUGAUACUCUAAAGACUCCAGUUAUAUAAUGACCAUGGUAUUUCUGCAAAAGUGUGUGUUAUACGAAAAAAAAUUUGGAGGGAUGUCACAAGAGGUAUUUAAAUAGAGUUUAUGGAGACCCUGCAUGGAUUGGCUUCGAGUACCACAUUUUAAUCAGUGUAUAUCACUUCAAUGCUUGUAACUUGUACCAUAAUGUACUGUGUAACUGAACAAAAAUCUUACUACCAAAAAGGGUAAAUUAUCCUUUCAUUAAUAGUCAAAUGAAAUUAUAUUGACUAUUGUUUUGAUUA